This is a messenger RNA of Seminavis robusta, 381 nucleotides long. The record is from the annotation of a GenBank genome assembly. NCBI's taxonomy places the organism in Eukaryota, Bacillariophyta, Bacillariophyceae, Naviculales, Naviculaceae.
AUGAAGCUCAUUUCAGUCGCUUCCUUAGCUCUAGUGCUGUUUGUGUCAGAUCUUGCAAGCGCUUUCACGCUACCGGUAGCACCCACCACUACUAGUAUUAGUAUUAGUGCUACUAUUAAUAAGACAAAGUUGCAAUCUCAAAAGCUGAGCGACAUUGACGAAAUGUGCAUUGAGAACGUAGCUGAACUUUGCUUGCAAGCAGACGAAGCAUUGGCGGCCGAUGAAUGCAACUUUGAAGAGCACGAAGCGCUGCUCAACCAGCUGGAAGACCAAAAAGCUCUCUUGGAAGCACACGUGAACCGCAUUGACAACUUAGUCCACCGAUUGAAGGCAGAUGGAUUGGCCAAAGAGGAACCAGAGCCUACCUACUUUGCUGGAUAA